This is a messenger RNA of Aureobasidium musti, 261 nucleotides long. NCBI's taxonomy places the organism in Eukaryota, Fungi, Ascomycota, Dothideomycetes, Dothideales, Saccotheciaceae. The record is from the annotation of a GenBank genome assembly.
AUGGGCAAAUAUUCUGACGAUUCGAACUGGGACGAUAUUGUGCCUCUGCCUCAAGAUGACGGCGGCCCAAACCCUCUGGCGGCAAUUGCAUACACAGACGAGUACUCGGAAGCAAUGUCGUACCUUCGCGCCGUCAUGGCCAAGAAUGAAAUGAGUGAGAGAGCUCUGAGCCUGACUGAGGACAUCAUCGACAUGAAUGCCGCCCACUACACUGUCUGGUUCGUCACAUCUGCCCUCUUAGAUCCUCAAAGACCUUUUUGA